AUGAAUCGAAAUAUGUCUUCUGUAAACGAUCCCGAAUUGCAUGCAAAAGUGAAAAAGACUACCGAAAAAAUAUCGGAAAACAUGCACAUAGUCGCCAACGAACCGAGCCUUGCGUUCUAUCGCAUUCAAGAGCAUGUUCGGAAAGUUAUACCGCUGAUAGUGGACCGUCGGGCGGAAGUAGUACAACUGCAACAAGAUUUGCAGGGAAAGUGCUACGAUAUGGAAUAUGCAAUCAGUGCCGUCAAGGACAUUGAAGCAGCUGAUACUUCCUUGAAAAAUGUCCAAGAGCUGUUGAAAAAUGCCAUCUUCCUCAAACAACAGCUAAAGUAUGUCGAAUCAAGGAGGCCCAAGCGAGACACGAACAGUUCCGUGUACAAAAGGCUUUCGGCCCAUAUCACGCUAGAUUUACCGGAUCUGACCGAUCUGUCUGGGGUUGUGCGAGAAACGACUAACCGAGUGGAGCAUAUGAUGUCACAGGCGAGAAAUUCAAACAGCAACAUCAACAAUAAUCCACCGGGAACGUCGAAUGCCACAGGGGGUCCUGCGGAAUUGCAAAGAUCAUACACUACGCUACACUGAAACGAAAUGUACCAUAACGCUAGGUCAAAUUACGUUCCUUUUAUUCCAAUCUGUGAUGUUUUAGU
This is a messenger RNA of Anopheles nili, 644 nucleotides long. RefSeq names its product BLOC-1-related complex subunit 8 homolog. Bases 1 to 579 code for a protein of 192 amino acids. Lineage: Eukaryota; Metazoa; Arthropoda; Insecta; Diptera; Culicidae. The transcript is spliced from 3 exons. The record is from RefSeq and is a predicted model, not a curated record. Gene Ontology annotation, cellular component: BORC complex.